This is a messenger RNA of Symbiodinium necroappetens, 1209 nucleotides long. The record is from the annotation of a GenBank genome assembly. NCBI's taxonomy places the organism in Eukaryota, Dinophyceae, Suessiales, Symbiodiniaceae.
AUGCGUACCAACUUUGUCCUGGAGUUGUCGAUGCAGCACCCGGAGGCGGCGGAGGCCAUGGCAAUCUUCAGGAAGUGGUACGCAUCCUCAGCCCUGCUGCUCUUGUCCCUUCGUCUCAAACCGGCCCGCCCCGAGUGGUCGCUGCUGAUCAAGGAGAUCUUGGAGGCGGUGGGCAUGUCGACCAUCAUAGAGAGCGAAGCUGCCUUUGUCUUGGACACUGGCAUGCAGCUGUACCAGGAGAUCAAGAAGACCAAGGCAGGUCUCAGACUUGGAGGGGUCGUGACGGCUGUGUCAUGGCUUUCUCGUCGACAAAGCUUGAUGACAAGGCUGACUUUCCUUAAUGUGGUCAAGCAGGCGGUUGACAAUACACAGCUGGGCUGGCUGUCUUGGAGGAUCAGGCGCUGUCUUGAGCGCUUGUCCUUUGCGCUGGCUCUCUUGGACGCCUGCUACCUGCUCAUGCCGAAAAAGCUCGCUGAGGCAACUGCAAAUCCUGUUGGCAAGUCGUUACGAAAGACGCGAUGGAAGGGCCUGCGGCAGGAGUCAAACAGGGCCUGCCGUAGGUAUGCUGACAUGAGCACCUGCUGCAAGGAGUACGAGGAUGCUAAGAGGUCUAUGUUGGAGCUUGUCUUCGCCCCUUGCGGUGCCAUCGCUGGGAGCGACAUCAAUUGGAUCGAGAAAACAGAUGAGGAGAUCGUUGCUGCAACGAUGAAGGAGCUCGAAAGGCUCUUCCCGGACGAGAUUGGUGUCGCACUGCCCGGCGGCGCACAGCUGCGCAAGGCGAGGGUGGUGAAGGUACCACGCAGCGUUUACGCUGCAGUCCCAGGACGCAACAAGUUCCGGCCUUCUCAGGCAACACCCGUGCCCAACUUCACCUUGGCGGGCGAUUGGACUAGCCAGAAGUUCUUGGGCAGCAUGGAGGGAGCCGUGCUGGCGGGCAAGUUGGCCGCAGAGGUGAUUUGCGACCGUGCCAGGGGGAUCAAGGAGGGCGGUGGCUGGGAGCAGCUCAGGGGAGCCUUGGAUCAGGCCUUCGCGACUUCCGACGAGCUCUCCGAACCCUGGGCACUAUGGCGACUUCCGGGCGAGUUUCGGGCGCGGGUCAGGCGGAGGCGGAGACUCCACAGACAGGACCCGCAUGUGAGCAUGGCGCCCAGCGGAGGCUUGCGUAUGAUGGCAGUUAGAUUGAACAGCAAACCAUCUCUGUGGGAGUGA